Trachemys scripta elegans is the source of this 2157-nucleotide messenger RNA. RefSeq names its product JAZF zinc finger 1 (gene JAZF1). The record is from RefSeq and is a predicted model, not a curated record. NCBI's taxonomy places the organism in Eukaryota, Metazoa, Chordata, Testudines, Emydidae. Gene Ontology annotation, cellular component: nucleus. The coding region runs from base 121 to 852 and encodes 243 amino acids. The transcript has 5 exons.
CCCUCUCUCUCUCUCUCUCCAUCUCUCUCUGUCCCGUUCCCCCUUUCCCCCGCCUCUCUCCGCCCUGCCGCCGGCGGCCCUGGCAGAGCAGGCACUGCAGGGGGAUCUCAAUGUAACACCAUGACAGGCAUCGCCGCCGCCUCCUUCUUCUCCAAUACCUGCAGGUUCGGGGGCUGCGGGCUCCACUUCCCAAGCCUGGCUGAGCUCAUCGAGCACAUUGAGGAUAACCACAUCGAUACAGACCCACGUGUGUUAGAGAAACAAGAACUACAGCAGCCAACAUAUGUUGCUCUAAGUUACAUUAACAGAUUUAUGACUGAUGCAGCUCGCCGUGAGCAGGAAUCCUUGAAGAAAAAGAUUCAGCCUAAACUCUCUUUGACUUUGUCAAGCUCAGUGUCCCGUGGGAAUGUAUCUACUCCACCCCGCCACAGCAGUGGAAGCCUUACUCCUCCAGUCACCCCCCCAAUCACUCCCUCCUCCUCAUUUCGUAGUAGUACACCAACAGGUAGCGAAUAUGAUGAGGAAGAAGUAGACUAUGAAGAAUCAGACAGUGAUGAGUCCUGGACCACAGAAAGCGCCAUCAGCUCGGAAGCUAUCCUCAGUUCAAUGUGUAUGAAUGGAGGGGAUGAGAAGCCUUUUGCCUGUCCUGUUCCUGGAUGUAAAAAAAGAUACAAGAAUGUGAACGGUAUAAAGUACCAUGCCAAGAAUGGCCACAGAACACAGAUCCGUGUACGCAAACCAUUCAAAUGUCGUUGUGGAAAGAGUUACAAGACAGCUCAGGGCUUGCGGCACCACACAAUCAAUUUCCAUCCCCCAGUGUCUGCUGAGAUUAUCAGGAAGAUGCAGCAAUAACAUGCUGGUCACAAAUGUGCCAAGAAAUCCUCACCAGCAGUUGCUGAUUUUGAAACCAGCCACCUUUUUCAGGGGAAGCAUUCAGCAACCCUUGAAAAAAAUGAAAUGCAUGCUUUAAAUUUUUCUGUAAUUUUGGAAUGAUGUAUCUUUGUAGAGUUAAUGAUUUUGUACAUUUGCACUUGUAAUCAUCAUACCCAUUUUCAUUACUUUGAUAUAAGGUGCUAAAAAAAAGCUAUAGGUUCUUCAGAACACUUUCCCCAAAACAAAAAUUAGGGGGUGUUGCAUAUUUAGUUGUACUGCAGUGUUAAAUAGGGGCGUGAAGAGGAACGCUUGGCACUGACAUCAUUUCAAGAUUGUAAUGUGGUUGAAGAUUUUCAACGCAUCCGUUCAUGUGUGUGUAAAACCAAAACAAUACCACCAUUGUCAAACUGGUUAACAUGCCUUACAUAAUGGAGUUUAUCAGUGGUGUAGCAAGUCUUUAGGUAUUGGAAAUAUAAAUAAGAAAGAAUGUUUAACAUAAUAUGCUAAAAAUAUUUUCAUACUUAAAUAACAUACAUAAAAAGGUGUGCUUGCUGUAUUUUAUAUUAUCUUGCAAAUUCUUUUUUCCCUUUUGAAAUGCUGAAAAUCUUGCCAUUUGAACUAGUAAACAAUCACCUUUAGUGUUAGGAUUAUUACUUUGUUUUUAUACAAGAUGAUGUAUUAAGUUCAUGCCCAUCAAGCUUUUGAGGACGAAGAUCCCAGGCCAACUAAAUAUUUUCUCCUGAAAUCUACUGUUAGAAAGACACUUCGAAAUACUUAAGUGCAAAUUUGUGUGUGAGAGAGAAACAAUUCUAUCUUCAUCUCAGAUGAAGUUUUAAAGCACUUUGUAGUUCUCUGUUGCCAACAGAUUUAAUGUUUUAUGCGUUGCCAAUUCUUGCAACUACAGUACUAACUUAUGCCUGUGGUUGCAAAUAAAAAUUCUAAGUUUGGUUUAAGGAGGUAUGUUAUUUGUGUUACGGAAAUUUCUAGUGACCCUCCUUCACGUUCAUUAUAUUUUGAAAUUUUCUUUGUAUAUUUUUUGCCUCUUGUUGUACAUCACUGCAUUCCAAUUGGAAAUGUCUGUUUAGCUUUACAAAUCACUUUGCUGAAAUAUGACAUGAGCCUUACUGAAGAUGAAGUGCUUCUUGCAGCCAGUGUCAAAGAUUGACUUGAAACAAGAGCCAUCAUAAAAUAACUUGUCUGGACCAUACAUGAACAUAUAUUGCUUACAGUACCAUCAUGCCUUGAGCAUUCUUCUCUCACAAGUGCUAUUCUUUGAAGCUUAGA